Exophiala aquamarina CBS 119918 is the source of this 1227-nucleotide messenger RNA. Its product is annotated as methionyl aminopeptidase. The coding region runs from base 1 to 1227 and encodes 408 amino acids. The record is from RefSeq and is a predicted model, not a curated record. Lineage: Eukaryota; Fungi; Ascomycota; Eurotiomycetes; Chaetothyriales; Herpotrichiellaceae. Gene Ontology annotation, molecular function: metalloaminopeptidase activity. Gene Ontology annotation, biological process: proteolysis. The transcript is spliced from 3 exons.
AUGGACCAAGCCGCUGAACAGCCUCGAAAAUGUCCUGGUCUCAAAUGUGAAAACGAUGCGUCAACGUUGCAAUGCCCCAAAUGCAAGGAAAUGGGUGUGGACAAUUUCUUCUGCUCACAAGAGUGCUUCAAGCGGAGCUGGGCAGAGCAUAAAACCCUGCACAAGAGUACGAACCCUCUCCGCAAUCUCUUUACUCCGAGUGUCGUUUCUAAAGUUGAUCCAGAAAGCGGUCAUUUCAACCCGUUUCCCACCUAUCCAUUUACCGGCUCUCUGAGACCAGUCUAUCCUCUAUCAGAGAAACGCGAAGUUCCUAAGUCGAUACCUCAUCCGGAAUGGUCACAGGAUGGCAUGCCAAGAUAUCCAUAUGUCAAGAAGAAUACAGUCCAAAUACUUGAUGCGAAGGGCAUAGCGGGAAUGCGUAAAGUCUGUAAGCUCUCAAGAGAAGUACUUGACGUUGCUGCGGCCGCAGUCAAGCCCGGUGUUACCACAGAUUAUAUCGACGAAGUUGUGCAUAAAGCUUGCAUAGAGCGAAAGGCAUACCCUUCGCCUCUGAACUACAAUCACUUCCCCAAGUCGGUCUGCACAUCGGUAAACGAAGUCAUCUGCCACGGAAUUCCAGACCAAAGAGUACUACAAGACGGGGACAUCUUGAAUAUUGAUGUUUCACUCUACCACGAAGGCUUCCAUGGUGACUUGAACGAAACGUACUAUGUUGGGGAUAAAUCUAAAGCUGACCCGGACAAUGUCCGCCUGGUUGAGACGACCCGCCAGUGUCUGGAUAAAGCGAUCGAGCAUGUAAAGCCAGGAGUUAAGAUUGGUGAUUUCGGCGACAUCAUUGAGAAACACGCCAAGUCUCAGCAACUCAGUGUUGUGAAAACGUACUGUGGUCACGGCAUCAACCAACUCUUCCACUGUGCGCCUAAUGUGCCACACUAUGCCAAGAAUAAGGCGGUUGGCAAGUGUAAACCAGGAAUGACUUUUACAAUCGAGCCCAUGAUCUGCCUGGGUACGUACAAGGACAAAACCUGGCCGGAUGACUGGACAGCGGUGACGGCGGAUGGAACCCGGUCCGCACAGUUUGAGCAUACACUCCUUGUCACCGAAGAUGGUGUCGAGGUUCUAACCGCGAGGUUCCCAACUUCGCCAGGCGGUCCGAUAGAAAUACCCACCGCAGCGAAUGGAGAAGCUACAAAUGGGGCAGUCAAGAACGGAGAAGCGAAGUCCUAA